This is a messenger RNA of Sphenostylis stenocarpa, 1272 nucleotides long. NCBI's taxonomy places the organism in Eukaryota, Viridiplantae, Streptophyta, Magnoliopsida, Fabales, Fabaceae. The record is from the annotation of a GenBank genome assembly.
AUGGAAUCCCCACAAUCUGUUGUGUCACCAUUCAAGAGCUCUGUCUUAGGUGAAGCUGGGAAGUAUAAGUCUGAUAUUUGCACGCAAAGCUCGGGUCCUUUGUCUAAGGACAUUGAAGUCAAUGGAAAGGAAGCUGUCAUGUCCAAUUCAGAGGACUUCAUUGGUGUUGUUGAUGUUUACAUUCAUCAGGCCAGGGACAUUCAUAACAUCUGCAUAUACCACAAGCAAGAUGUUUAUGCUAAAAUUAGCUUGACUAGUAAUCCUGAGAAUACCGUCUCUACCAAAACUAUCAAUGGAGGAGGAAGGAACCCUGUCUUUAAUGAGAAUCUUCGUAUAAGCGUUAGGACUGUUGAUUCUGCUGUCAAAUGUGAAAUUUGGAUGCUGAGCAGGGUCAAGAAUUAUCUUGAAGAUCAGUUGCUUGGUUUUGCUUUGGUGCCUUUGUCAGAAGUACUGGUGAAGGAUGGCAAGCUAGAGAAAGAGUUCUCCCUUUCCUCAACUGAUCUAUUCCAUUCACCAGCCGGUUUUGUGCAAUUGUCUCUCUCAUACAACGGCGCUUCACCUGAUGUUAUUGCAAUUUCUGCAAUGCCUACUGAGUUGGCUGCAAAUGGCACCGAGUCAUGCGAAACACUGGUCAGAGAUUUAGACAAAAUUGAAUUCCCGGAUCCAAAAAUCGUAAAUGAAGACCACCUGAUGGUUUCAGAAUACUUUGGCAUUCCAUGUGAGGAGAGCCAGUGUUCUGGUAGCUUGACCACUACUGAUGCUGAAAAUCUGAGUUCUGAAGCAGGCGUUCAGCUUGUGGAGAGCUUUUCAGCAUGCAGCGUUGGGUCUGCCCAACCUCCUAAGGUUGAUUCCCCACCUACCAGUGUAUCCACAAAUGGAGUUUCAUCUCCUUCAGUGGUUGCAAGCACAGAUUCAUCUGAUGUUGCUGCUUCCAAGUCUCCGAAUCAGGAACAAGUUUCGGUCACCAAAGAGAAAAAUGGGGAUGUCAAAGAUGGUGAGACCGAUUCCUCAAAUGGGGUGCUGAAUGAAUCAUUCCCUAAGCCUGUUGUGACCGUGAACAUCGAGCCUGAGUCAAAUGUGGUGCAGCAGGACAUAGUAGACAUGUACAUGAAAAGCAUGCAGCAAUUCACAGAGUCGUUGGCAAAAAUGAAGCUUCCUAUGGACUUUGAAAGUGGACCAACUAGUUCAGGAAACUCAAGCUCUGAACAGAAGUUACAGACACCAAAGAGCGCUAACUCCCGUGUGUUUUAUGGCAGCAGGGCUUUCUUCUGA